UUAGAUUAACAAGCAAUCCUUUCAGCCCAGGUCCGUGGCCGUAGGGUAGUUGGUAGUGGUCCUGAGACUGCACCCACCACCAACGCGGGCAGUAUGUACGACAACCAUUAUGACCCAUAUGGGCAGCCACAAGGCCAGCAGCCUCCGCCACAGCUGUUCGAGGAUACCAGUGGUCAGAACUAUGGAUAUGGAAACCAAGCUGGUUACAGAGGGAAUAAUUAUGGGUAUCCCCAAGGGGGUGGACCACCACCUUCAGGAGGUCAAGGUGGUAAUGCUCAAGGGGGGGCGGGAUACCCUCAGUACCCAGGUAUGCCAGGACCUCAGAUUUUCCAGGACCCAAUGGUCGCUAAAUAUGGCCAUGCAGUAUGGCCAGAGUUUGGUGGGUCAAGGGCGAGAGUAUGUGGACACAGAAUUGGAGAAAUAUGUCUCUAUGACCCAAUUAAAGUAUUAUUUCGCUGUCGACACACGCUACGUCAUGAAGAAGCUACAACUACUGUUUUUCCCCUUCACACACUCGGACUGGAGUGUACGCUACAACCAAGAGGAGCCAGUGCAACCCCGCUAUGAGAUCAAUGCUCCAGACUUGUAUAUUCCUUUAAUGGCUGUUGUAACUUACAUCUUAGUGGCUGGUCUCUGUCUUGGCCUUCAGGAGAGUUGCCGGGACUGCAGUGUGAAGAACAUCAGGUAACAUCUUAGCUGUGUG
This is a messenger RNA of Penaeus vannamei (Pacific white shrimp), 703 nucleotides long. The record is from RefSeq and is a predicted model, not a curated record. Lineage: Eukaryota; Metazoa; Arthropoda; Malacostraca; Decapoda; Penaeidae.